AUAGGCGGAGGGAUACGGCCUGAAGUUGUUCGGCUCCAGCCUCUUUGACGCCAGGAGAGGAGCGAGCGGGGAACGAGUGAAAAAAAGGGGGAAAAAAAAAAUCCUGCUUCAUGUUGGUUGGUGAAAACAGAGGAAAGGUCGAAGGACGCUGUGAUAUUAAUCAAAGGUGCUGAACUGUAAAUUUGCUCCUUCCUUGAGUCUAACCUGUCUUUAGCAUGGAUUAGACCAGCUGCAUUCUACUCAAUCUGCAGUUCACCACUGGUUUAAGAGCAGUUCCAAUUAUUGGUUAUUUCCCCACUCGCAUUUGCCCCUUGCAUUAGUUCCCAAGUGGUUGUGACCUUCUUACACCCCCAGCCCCCACCCCACCCCCUCGAACACAGGCCUUCCUGAUCACCAGCAGCUGCGUCCUGCCUCUGUUUCCUGUCCUUGGCCGUGCAAGGCUAAAGUCUUCCACUCCCUAAAUACCUCCCGACUGCAUAUACACACACACACGAAAACAGGCAUCCUCCUGGCCCGGCGCAGCCCGACUAGCGGUCCAGCUCCCUCUUCCUGGUGCAGCGUGGCACGAUGACCUCCAUGUCCAGCCUGUUUUCGUUCACCAGCCCGGCGGUGAAGCGCCUGCUGGGCUGGAAGCAGGGAGAUGAAGAGGAGAAGUGGGCUGAGAAGGCUGUGGAUGCACUGGUGAAGAAGCUGAAGAAAAAGAAGGGUGCCAUGGAGGACCUGGAGAAGGCCUUAAGCAGCCCCGGGCAGCCCAGCAAGUGUGUGACCAUCCCUCGUUCACUGGAUGGCCGUCUGCAGGUGUCCCACAGGAAGGGCCUUCCGCAUGUUAUAUACUGCCGUGUGUGGCGCUGGCCUGACCUGCAGUCGCACCACGAGCUCAAGCCACUGGAGGUGUGUGAAUACCCAUUUGGCUCCAAACAGAAGGAAGUUUGCAUCAACCCUUAUCACUACAAGAGAGUAGAAAGUCCUGUGCUUCCACCUGUGUUGGUGCCAAGACACAGCGAGUUCAACCCCCAGCACAGCCUUUUGGUGCAAUUCCGCAACUUGAGCCACAACGAGCCGCACAUGCCUGUGAACGCCACCUAUCCUGAGUCUUUCCAGCAGCACAGCGGUGGGAGCUCCUUCCCCAUAUCUCCAAAUUCACCUUAUCCACCUUCUCCUGCCAGCAGUGGCACGUACCCUAAUUCUCCUGCCAGCUCGGGUCCAUCCAGCCCUUUCCAGCUACCAGCUGACACCCCUCCCCCUGCCUACAUGCCUCCAGAGGAGUCAAUGGGACAGGAUGGCUCUAAUCCCAUGGAAACUGGCAGCAGCAUGGUGCCAAGAGGAGAUGUGCUGCCUGUAGAGUAUGAAGAGCCAAGCCACUGGUGCUCUAUUGUGUACUAUGAGCUGAAUAACCGUGUUGGUGAGGCUUACCACGCCUCCUCUACUAGCGUGCUAGUGGAUGGCUUCACUGAUCCAUCCAACAACAAAAAUCGCUUUUGCCUGGGCCUUCUGUCCAACGUCAACCGCAACUCCACGAUUGAGAACACCCGCCGCCAUAUUGGCAAAGGUGUUCACCUGUAUUAUGUUGGAGGAGAAGUGUACGCCGAGUGUUUGAGUGACACCAGCAUUUUCGUGCAGAGCAGGAAUUGCAACUACCACCACGGCUUCCACCCCACUACCGUCUGCAAGAUCCCCAGUGGCUGCAGCCUCAAGAUCUUCAACAAUCAGGAGUUCGCUCAGCUGCUUGCCCAGUCUGUCAACCACGGCUUUGAGGCUGUCUAUGAGCUCACAAAGAUGUGCACUAUUCGCAUGAGUUUCGUAAAGGGCUGGGGGGCUGAAUAUCACCGACAGGACGUGACCAGCACCCCCUGCUGGAUAGAAGUGCAUCUACAUGGUCCGCUUCAGUGGCUGGACAAAGUACUAACACAAAUGGGUUCACCCGUGAACCCCAUCUCCUCAGUUUCCUAAUGAUGGGCCCUCCAGGGGCUGGGAGGAUCUUUUUAUCUGGAUAUUUUUUUAAUUAAUUUUUUCUCCAUUUUCGAAAGAAAUGGAGGUCUUAAGGGCUGAACUGUUUACACUAUCUGCAAAAGGGUCAUGAAACUCUGAAGCAGUCAGAACGAUGAGGAAAAAAACUGAGGCACAUCUAGCAGAGGAAAACUCUAGGCGGUGGCAUACAAUGGACUAACUACUGCUUUAGCAGUUGCCUUUCUGUCUGUUUCAAAAUGAUGCUUGUAUGUGUGAUUUUUCUCUACCUGUAGAUAACCUUGUAGUUGAAUGAAACUUAAACAAUUUCACAUAUCUUUACUUCAUCUUACACCAGUCAAAAUGGCAAUCUUUUGAUUCUCUAAGAAUCUUUGUACUUUCUAUGUUGUCUAAUCCCAGUUACUCUCAAGUAAGACAUAGUCUCUCUUAUGUUUACUAUUAGACUCUGCUCACUAUGGUUUGUUUCCUUUUUUAUAGCUUUCAUUGCCUUAAGGCAAAUCAAAAAGUUACUGCUUUUAAAUAAAGUCUAUUUGAUGAAAUUCAGGUGCAUUCUUUUAGCUGAUAUGUUGUUGGCAAGGUGUUUAACAAGUAAGCAUUUACUUUUCACUUUUUACUGUAGCUUACAUGGGUAACUAGAGGUUAAGUAGCACUAUUUUUUUUUUUUUUUUGUUUUGUUUUGUUCUACUUCACCAACUAUUGUAUUCAUGAAAUUCAACCUGGGUUCAGAUUAAAGCAGCCAUGAAAUAAA
Messenger RNA from Pangasianodon hypophthalmus (striped catfish), 2713 nucleotides. It is a transcript of the gene smad5, whose product is annotated as SMAD family member 5. Gene Ontology annotation, biological process: SMAD protein signal transduction; anatomical structure morphogenesis; BMP signaling pathway. NCBI's taxonomy places the organism in Eukaryota, Metazoa, Chordata, Actinopteri, Siluriformes, Pangasiidae. Gene Ontology annotation, molecular function: RNA polymerase II cis-regulatory region sequence-specific DNA binding; I-SMAD binding; DNA-binding transcription factor activity, RNA polymerase II-specific. The transcript has 7 exons. The record is from RefSeq and is a predicted model, not a curated record. Gene Ontology annotation, cellular component: heteromeric SMAD protein complex. The coding region runs from base 568 to 1950 and encodes 460 amino acids.